CAUUAAUUCAAAUGUAAACAAUGAGUUUUUUAAAUUAAAUAGAGAGAUAAACUCUAUAUAGUAAAGUUCUAGAGAAGAUAGAUGAAAAAUGAUUGGUGUUUUAAAUUAUAGAACAUAUUCAAUGUUUCCACGACGUCGAAUAAUUCCAUUAGUGCAGCGAUUUUACAGCAAUGAGUUUGAAAAGAAGUUUACUGAUUCUCAGAAAGAGAAAAUAUUGCAGGUUAUAAAUGAGGAUAUUAUUUCCUUGUCCAGGUACGAAAUAAGUAAAGUAAGGUUAAAAAAACUUUCAGAUUGGCUUGGGAAGAAUGGUCAAAUACAAACAAUAUCAGAUAUAAAAAUGGUAGAUACCUUCACAGAGAAACUGGCUAUGAAGUUAUGUAAUAGUAUAUUAGAUGGACCAAAGAAAGAAAACAAUAACCUUAGUAAAAAGAUUAAAGGACAAAUACUUCAACCAUCUUUAAGUGAAAGUAUAAGACAGUCUUGCAAAUCUGUGUUAGCAGUGUACAUAGCUGUCAAUUCAGUUUGUUGGGUUCUGAUAGAUAGAGAAAAGUAUGAAGUAAAUGAAUGGCAUUAUUACAACAUUGAAUAUCCAAAUACUAAGAAGUUACAAAUUACAGACAUACUGGAUAUUGCCUGGGAUAUAACCAAGAAUCUUCCAGUUGCCGAUGUAUAUGUAAUGAAGGCAGAGGCAACAACUCUGCGAGCAUCUGGAAGUGAUCCAAAUAAUCCAAAAGUUCUGGGUGUAAAUUUACAGAAAGCACAACUUGUAGCAAUGAUUGUUGCACUCAUUAAUGCUAAGAGUAAUGAUGUUAAAUUAAGUAGUAAUAGUGAAGAAACAUCUCAAGAUUUUACACAGAAAGUCUAUUUCUUGAGACCGACUCUUCCAUAUAGGUUAUAUGGCACAUUAGUUGGUAAUGAACACGUUUCGACUGAGCAGACUGUUGAAAAUUUACUGCAAGAAGCGAAUCAAGACAAAACCACUGCUCACGUUAAUGUUCCGGAAAAUCUAGUUACGAUGUUUAGAAAUCAAAAAGAUUUAAGAAAAGAUAUGCUGGGCCACUGUUUGUUGUUGGCGCUUACUUUUAUGGAUAUUUGUGUUUAUUUGAAUAAAGAAAGUAUAACUAAACUGUUAAAACGUGGCGAAUAA
This is a messenger RNA of Vanessa atalanta (red admiral), 1147 nucleotides long. RefSeq lists its product as uncharacterized. The record is from RefSeq and is a predicted model, not a curated record. The transcript is spliced from 7 exons. Gene Ontology annotation, molecular function: DNA polymerase processivity factor activity. Gene Ontology annotation, biological process: transcription elongation by mitochondrial RNA polymerase; mitochondrial transcription. The coding region runs from base 89 to 1147 and encodes 352 amino acids. Gene Ontology annotation, cellular component: mitochondrial nucleoid. Lineage: Eukaryota; Metazoa; Arthropoda; Insecta; Lepidoptera; Nymphalidae.